AUGACUCAAGACCAGCCUUUGCUCGCGGUGCAGGAGGCCCUGAGGAAGUGCUUUCUCGUGGUGGAGGAGCAGCAGGGCCUGUGGCAGAGCGCUCUCAGGGACUGCCCGCCCCUCCUGGCCUCCCUCAGCAACCUGGCAGAGCAGCUGCAGGCCGCACAGAACCUGCGAUUUGAGGAUGUGCCGUCACUUCGGGCCUUCCCAGACUUACAGGAGAGGCUGAGGCGCAAGCAGCUGGCGGCUGGUGAUACUCUCCUGGACAGGCUAGGGGAGAGGCUAGCCGCCCUCCUCAAGGUGCGUGAUGUAGUCAGUAGCCACGUGGAACACGUGCUUCAGAUCUAUGAGCAGCAUGCAGACAUGAUCAGCCUCGAUGCUGUCCUGCAGGCUUCAGCUGCAAGCCCCUCUGUGGCUGAAAUGUUGGAGUGGUUACAGGAUAUCGAGAGACAUUAUCGAAGAAGGUACCUGAAGAGGAAGUACCUUCUGUCCUCAAUCCAGUGGGGAGACUUGGGAAACAUCCAAGCUUUGCCCAAAGCCUGGGACCGAAUAUCGGAAGACGAACACCCAGACCUUGUACGAGAUAUCCUGUUGAAUGUGUCCUUCUUCCUGGAAGAGUGA
Molecule: messenger RNA, 612 nt
Organism: Lipotes vexillifer (Yangtze River dolphin)
Lineage: Eukaryota; Metazoa; Chordata; Mammalia; Artiodactyla; Lipotidae
Gene: AIRIM
Product: AFG2 interacting ribosome maturation factor
Exons: 4
Coding region: 1-612 (203 amino acids)
Cellular component (GO): nucleus; cytoplasm
Source: RefSeq, a predicted model, not a curated record